AUGAGUCGCAUAUCUUACCGAAAUUCGUCCCAUCCGGUUUUGGGGCCUAGAAGUUUCCACUCGAGUCUGUACCUUUUGCAUGGGGAAAGGGUUUGGCGAGCGAGAUCGGGUUCGGGCCGGGCUAGUCGGAUGGAACGGGUUGGGCCGCGGGUCGGGAAACGGAGCCUGGAUAUGAAGACGAAAGAUGUUACUAGAGAACGAACUUUAGGUGAAGCUGGUGGGUCUAAGUCGAGCAAUGGUGCAGUCGAGUUAGCGACAGGUCCAGUGUACGUCCAAUCAAAGCUUGGACUUCUGCGUGCUUUUGGAGAAGAGAUUGGAGCUGUGAAGCCUGGUGGUGCAAUUAGAUAUGGCUCCUGGCAAAAAUAUUAUGAAUAA
Molecule: messenger RNA, 375 nt
Organism: Striga asiatica
Lineage: Eukaryota; Viridiplantae; Streptophyta; Magnoliopsida; Lamiales; Orobanchaceae
Source: the annotation of a GenBank genome assembly